Molecule: messenger RNA, 3818 nt
Organism: Etheostoma cragini (Arkansas darter)
Lineage: Eukaryota; Metazoa; Chordata; Actinopteri; Perciformes; Percidae
Gene: chpf2
Product: chondroitin polymerizing factor 2
Exons: 4
Coding region: 998-3292 (764 amino acids)
Cellular component (GO): Golgi cisterna membrane
Molecular function (GO): glucuronosyl-N-acetylgalactosaminyl-proteoglycan 4-beta-N-acetylgalactosaminyltransferase activity
Source: RefSeq, a predicted model, not a curated record
CGGUUACAGUAGGUUGCGGCAUGCACUUCAAACGUUGGUUUGUAGCCCGCAAAUUUCACCAAAGAAGAAGAAAAACCACCAGGCCCCUUCCCUCAGAGGUGAUGCUGCAGACAGUGAAGAUGAGGGCAAAUCAGACGUGAGAGAGACGCUAUUCCGCUGUGUGGGGGUGUGUGUGUGUGGCACUCAAUUUUUUGAGGAAGUCAAGAAACGGAAGAAAAUGGAGGACACAGGCUAUGCUUCACGGAUUUUCUCAAUGAUUUUUUCUUGUUUCAACGGUGAACCAAAUGGGAUCUAUACGGCUUUAAGUCAGUGUUCGUGAAGCCAGAUCUCGGAGCGACAUAGCCGCACUGAAACAACGAUGCUAGCUUGCUAUAGCUUGCUCUUUGAUGUUUGUUUCUUCGUCACAUAACGUUACUGUUGUGGUUAUAAUUUCAGAUACAGCGAUAAAAACUGUUGAAUCCUCUUGCUUCGAUUUUUGUAUGAAUGGAAAACGUUAAUUUGAGUAACAUCAGUAAGUGACAGCGUCUUGCUACAGUAGUUAGCGAGCUGACUUUAGAUGUAGCCUCGGGUUAUUCUAGACAGUUACGAGGUUUAUAUGACAGUGAUGACAUUUAAGAUCGGUUAGUUACAAAGCUGUUACGCCGCAAUAAACGCCAAUGGUUUUUGUAAAUAAUUUUUGUUCGUAACGUUACUAAAAGGACAACUAGUUCAUACCUACGGGUUUGCAAUGUGUGCAUCUUCAACUAUGGGGUAACGUUAACGUAACGGUCAAAUAUAAUCUUAGCUGGAUAGGAACUUCAGGAAAGAGACUAUAUGUGACAUUUCAGGCAAUUUUAUGUCUGUGACAAAAAAAGGGGCCUUUCUGGCCAGAAGGUGUUAAGUCAGGGCCGGAGAGUUGACACAUGGUCUGUAGGUAGUUUAAGUUUUUUUUCUUCUUUUUUUCUUUUUUUUCUCCAAAAACAGCCUUAUCAUCAGGUGUAGCUCAUAACUACCAGCAAUGCGUCUUUCCUCGUUUUUGGCCGUGUUCAGGCCUGCUUUACCCCUCAUCCUCGGGCUGUCUCUGGGAUGUAGUCUGAGCCUUUUGAUGGUGUCUUGGACACAAGGGGAUACCGGUGAGUCCUGUGGGGAUGAACUGGGCAAUGGGAGGCUUUUCAUGGGCGGAGCAGAUGCCCAGAGAGACUCAAGGGAUGAAGCUGCAGAUGAAGACGUCCAGCCACGUAUCGUGCCCUAUCACAAGGACCCAAACAAGCCACUGAAGAAAGUCCUCAGAACUCGUUACAUUCACACUGAACUGGGCAUCAGAGAACGUCUGCUGGUGGGUGUACUGACCUCCCGGGCCACCCUCAACACACUGGCUGUGGCGGUGAACCGCACUGUUGCCCAUCGCUUCCAUCGCACCUUUUUCUUCACAGGCCUGCGCAGCCCUAAGGUGCCUCACGGCAUGACCGUGGUUGCUCAUGGCGACGACCGGCCAGUGUGGCUGAUGUAUGAGACAGUUCGUCACCUCCAUCAGCACUACGGCUCUGACUAUGACUGGUUCCUGUUAGCCCAAGAUGACACCUACAUGCAAGCAGAUCGUCUGUCAGAGCUGGUUGGCCACCUCAGUGCAGGUCAGGACCUCUAUAUGGGCAGGGCGGAGGAGUUUAUUGGUGGAGAAGAGAAGGCACGCUACUGCCACGGGGGCUAUGGCUACCUGCUGUCACGCAGUCUGCUGGCCCGUCUGCAGCCCCACCUUGACACCUGCCGUAAUGACAUCCUCAGUGUGAGGCCCGAUGAGUGGCUGGGCCGCUGCAUUAUUGACUACCUGGGUCUCAGUUGUGUGGAGGUGCACCAGGAGAUGACCUAUCGUUACUUCGAGCUUGGGAAAAACGCAGAUCCAGAGCGUGAAGAUAGCAUACCGUUUAAAAAUGCCUUCACAGUCCAUCCUAUAUCAGAACCAAAUCUGAUGUACCGCCUGCAUAAACGCUUCAGCCAGAUAGAGCUGGAAUGGACUUACCUUCAGAUACAACAGCUGCAGGUGCAGAUCAACAACCUGAGUGACCUGACACCAGAGGGUAAGGCUGGAGUCACGUGGCCUAUUGGAAUCAACCCUCCCUUCAAACCCAGAUCCCGUUUCGAGGUUAUAAACUGGGAGUACUUCACCGAAGAGCAUAUUUACUCAUGCAUUGACAGCUCCCCCAAGUGUGAGAUGAGAGGGGCUGACCGUGCAGAUGUAAACGCAGUUCUAGAGAUUGCAGUGGGGCGUCUGAAUGAACGCUACCAGCCCCUGCUACGCUUUCGCAAGAGGCGUCUACUUAACGGUUACAGGCGCUUUGAUCCCACGCGUGGUAUGGAGUACAUGCUGGACCUCGCGCUGGAGGUGUACACCCAGAAAGGCCACAGUCAAGUCAUUGCCAAACGGGUUAACUUAUUGCGACCUCUUAGUGCAGUUGAGAUCAUCCCCAUGCCCUAUGUGACAGAGGCAACACGGGUGCAGGUCAUCCUACCUGUCACUGCCCAGGACCAGGACUAUGUUGGUAACUUCCUCGACAUGUAUGUGAUGAACACGCUGGACACCCAUGACAAUGUUUUACUCACGUUCCUGUUCAUCUAUGAUCCCUUUGAUGCACAGCGAGUCAGCCAGACGGAUGUGUUUGCUGGCAUUAAGGCCAUGAUCGGGGAGGUGGAGAAGCGCUACGGAGACGUGAAGAUCCCCUGGAUCAGCGUGAAGACGGAGGUGCCCUCGCAGGUCAAGCUGAUGGACAUCAUCUCUAAGAAGCACCCAGUGGACACUCUGUUUUUCCUGGCCGGCGUGUGGACAGAGGUCAACGCUGACUUCCUGAAUCGCUGCAGAAUGAACGCCAUCAGCAACUGGCAGGUGUUCUUCCCCAUCCACUUCCAAGAGUACAGUCCUGCUGUCAUGUACCGCGACCAGCAGCCCUCCGCUGCCUCCUCCUCUUCUGCUUCUGAGUCGCUGCGAGACGGCCACUUUGACCGCCACGUCUUCGACGAGGCUUGCUUUUACAAUGCGGACUACAUGACUGCACGGACCAAGAUGGCUGCUGACAUCUUGGACAACGAGGAGCUGCUGGAAAGCAUGGACGUGUACGACAUAUUUGUCCGUUACUCGGGUCUACAUGUGUUCAGAGCUGUAGAACCGGCGCUGAUCCAGAAAUACGUGCGGCGAGCGUGCAACCCCCGAUUCAGUGAGGAUAUCUACCACCGCUGUGUCCUCAGCAACCUGGAGGGUCUGGGGUCACGCUCACAUCUAGCUAUGGCUCUUUUUGAACAAGAGCAGGCCAACAGCACCUAGUGGCCUGGUCGUAGAAUAAUGUGACCUUUAAUAUAAUACUUUUGUGAUCCAUACACUGACAUUCUUGUCUAUGUAUUUGGCAGAAAGAGGUCAGGAUCAACUUAAGAACAGCAUCAGCUUGCUCAUGGACACUUUGACAGAGCAAAUGUGUUCUGAUGCAUACAUUCUUCCAGCUGCAAAUCUCAUUGAUCAGUAGUUCGGAGUACUAAUGACUUAGGAGUCUGUAACUGGGACUCUGUCAUGUCUAGACAAAUAAUGAGUCAUGGAUGUGUCAGAUUGUGGACUACUGUUUUUAUUGCUGCCAUUGACUUAUUCUUUCAGGAGCCAAGCAAUGAUAUUUAUACUCCAAAUUUAAAAUUAAAAUAAAAGAAGGCUGUGUCUUGAAAUAAAUGGAAAAAGAAAAAAACUUGAGACUUAAGUCUUCCUUUGUGAAGAUGUUUAAAAUGAAACUGGACAACAAGCUGAAGCCGUUGCCUGCCUUGUCUUUUCUUUUUUAUGAGGUAUUAAAGAGUGAUAUUUCUGUUCA